CCUUUCCAAUGAUUGGCUGCCGUCCCCUCUACUCUGAGCCGUGCAUUGCAAAGGUGGGAGCCCUUAGGGGAGCUGCGAGGGGAGCCGUGCCUCGUAUUAAGCCUCCGAGCGCGUAGGUAUGCGACCUGCAAUGCAUUCAAUGGGAUUCUUCUCUGCUAAUCCGGGGAGGGAGGGUGCCUGCAGGAAAACGCCAGAUAAAACCCUUUCCUUCUCGGGAAAGGUUGCACCAGUCGAAAAGUGACGCAGCAAUUGAGAUUGUUGCAGGAAUAUUUUUUUAAAAAAUCCCAUUCUUGGCAGCCCUACUUUUAGGUUCCGUGCUCCUAAAAAUCCAGAUUAAAAACAAAACGAGAGUUUUAGUGUGAUUGUUUAUGGGCCCCUGAAAUUUAGUGCGAAUAGGAUUCACCGAAGUCCUCUGAGAAUGGCUGCAUUCGUUAAUUCCUGCAUUGCAGGGGGUUGGACUGGAUGCCCCUGGCGGUUUCCUCCAAACUACAGUUCUGUGAUUCUGUUCGAACCAUAAUGCAACUUUCAUGGAUUUUGUAGAGCCUAUUCCUAACUAGGCAUGCACCAGGGAUUGCUACCAGAUUUGCAAAGGGUUCAGCAGGGGGAGUCCCAGAUUUUUUCAUGAAGCACUGGCCCAGUGAGGCUUGAUGAUGAUAGAGAUGGGUCAGGCAGCUCUGUCCAUAUAUUUCUCGGCUUAUUCCAAGAAAGUAUAACCAGACCCAGAUAUACUAGCUGCUUCUUCCUUACUUUCCAGCAAAUACAAAAAUAAAAGCCAAACCAUGUGUAAUUUAGAAGUUUUGAAUCUCACAGAUUUUGCUGGCCUGCAACUCCCAUGGUUUCUUAGCAUUGCCCAUGUUGGCAGGGGCUGAUGGGACUUGGAGUCCUAUUUGGAGAGCAUCAGUUCACCAUCCCUGAUCUAGAAGAAAAUCCUGUAUAUCCUGCCUGCUUUCUAUGGCUACUGGCAGCUCUGGAAGGGUAGGGCAUUUGCAUUGCAGUAAUGUUAUUUCCACCUCCUCUCAAGUCUUAUAUCCUCCCCUCCAAAAUGGAUGCAUUUGGUAUGGAGACAGAGACAUCUUCCUGUUUGUCUAAUGGUGACAUAUAUAUAUAAGAUAUACUAGCACUCCAUUGCAAAUUCUGCCAAGUACCAGGCGGCCUGGGAACUAACUGUGUGCAUGUACAGUGGUACCUCAGGUUAAGAACUUAAUUCGUUCUGGAGGUCUGUUCUUAACCUGAAACUGUUCUUAACCUGAAGCACCACUUUAGCUAAUGGGGCCUCCUGCUGCUGCCUCGCCACUGGAGCACGAUUUCUGUUCUCAUCCUGAAACAAAGUUCUUAACCCGAGGUAAUAUUUCUGGGUUAGCGGAGUCUGUAACCUGAAGCGUAUGUAACCCGAGGCACCACUGUAAUUCCGAUAUAUUUGGACCUUGAAGCAUCCCUAACUUUGCAUAAUGAGUGCCCAUUGCAGCAAGGUGGGAUUAGCGAGCUAUCAGCAUUUUUCACAGCCAUUUGGGGAUGCAGGCUGCUGGCUUGCCUAACAUAGUUCCGGCCACAGUUGAUGGCCCUGUGUUAAUGUCUCCAGCACCCUUCACUUUAAGUGGGACUAAGCAGGUACAGUAAUCUCAACUAAAGCAUCCCUGACAGAUGGUCAUCCGAACUCUGCUUGGAAACCUCCAAGGAAGGAGCGUCUAUGAGUGGAUAGACAAGCUAAUAUCAUUUGUAGAGGCCAGUAAGUUUCUUGGGUUUGUUUGCAAGGCUCUCUCCAAAAGUCACUUCUGAUGCACAAAUAGCCUGAAAUGUACUCUCUUAAAUAAUAAUAUCCUCAUUCCGCAUAAUUCAGCAAACGGGUUCUAUUUUUCCCAUGGGAAAGCAGGCAAAGCAUCCUAAUCUUACAGUAAAUUAAUUCCUCCGCUAUGCUGGCUCACAUUUAGUGAGAGCUGAGCUCAUUAAACAGUUCAUGGGCGGCUGUUUUGUCUCUAUUCAGCCGGGUCUGCCGCCAUUCCCAAACUCGAUUUCCAUAUUGAAAUGGGGCAGUAUCAGUUUUGCUCGUUCCAAGCAGUUGUGCUUCUAGCUGCGGCUGCAAAAUGCGGCGACAGCUGGUGGCAACUGCGUCUGGCAGACCUGCACAUUGUCGACUGCGCAGCGAAGCAGGUUCCAAAAGAGCACAUUGGCACACAGAAGUUCGUUCUUUCUCCUUUGUAGCUGAAGCAACAGCAAGGAGAUUGCUCUGCAAAAAUAAAGUGCAGUGUAAGAAUUAUCAUUUUUUCUCCCCUUCCAACUAAGGGACAUACAUGUGCAGAGAGAGAUUUCUGGGUGUGCAUCUGUGGCUGAAUGGGAGACACGAAAUGCAGUAAGCGUUCCUGUGCAUGCAUUUCCAGUUCUGGAAAACUGGUAUCCCACUGACUAGUUGUUUGGAACAGAGAAAUGGAUUCUGUUCUCUUCCCCGCCAAACAGCUGAUUGGUGGGUGUUCAAUGCUUUUUAAAAAAAAUGUAUUUUGGAAGUCUCUCCUUGCAUUCUGCUGGGUUGGAAUCUUGGUGUUCAGAAAUGCAGGCUCCUCCUUUCAGUCCCUCUGAUUGGCUCAGGCAUGGAUUCAGAGUCAUCAGAGCCUGCCCGCCACUCGAUCCAUGUGGUUCUGAGAAAUUCUGCCCAUCAGUCUCAGGAUGCCAUUGAAGAGCAAAACCUUUUGCAGCCCCUGACUGUAGGUGAGGCAGCCCUUCUUCCAACCACUUGCACAGUCAGAAAUUGGCCACCUUCUCUCUUCCUAUAAAUAAAAAUAAUAAAAUAAUAAUAAUAAUUAUCCAUAUGAGGAUGAAUGGAGGAGCGCCUCAGUUUCCUUGCAGUUUAUGUGAGUGGGAAUAAUAUUUCCAUAGCCUAGAACAUAGAAUAAUAGAAUUGUAAAGUUGGAAGGGACCACGCGAGGCAUCAAGUCCAACCCCCUGUGUUUCAGAGUUGCGGGGUGUGGGGGGGAGGUGAAUCUUCAUGCCCUUGCUGCCUAAAAGUCACUGUUGCAAAAUCCGCUUCCUGGCAGCUUACUAUGAAUGCUGGAGUGCAAGCAACCUCGGCCUGCGUUGCGAGGAGUGACUUGGCUGCAUUUGGUGAAAAGACUGCACACACUUUUCCCCGAGGUAUUUCAACCAAUUUGUAUGCUUUCCAAUCUACAGAGGUGAUAUGCGGUAGGGUGGGAUCAUUUGAAAGGUUUCUUGAGCAACAUAGAGUAAUAGAAUCAUAGAGUUGGAAGUGACCCUGAGAAUCAUCUAGUCCAUGGGUAGGCAAACUAAGGCUCGGGGCUGGGAUCCGGCCCAAUCACUUUCUAAAUCCGGCCCGCAGACAACCUGGGAAUCAGCAUGUUUUUACAUGAGUAGAAUGUGUCCUGCUGAAAAAGUUUGCUGGCCCCUGAUCUAGUCAGCCCCCCUGCAAUGCAGAACUAUGAAAGUGUCCUGUACGGGCAUCGAACCUGCAACCUCGGCAUUAUCAGCACCACACUGUAACCAGCUGAGCUACCCAGGCACAUGGAAUAGAGCGUGAAAUGGGACCGACUUCUUCCCACUGCUUACAUUUAGAAAAUUGUGUUUUUAAGGCUGUUUUAAGCAUGUAUAUUAUUGUAAGACAAAGGGAAGGGAAAGGUUACAGCCUGAUCUGUUGGUACAGGGCAGAGUGAUGAAUAUAACAAAAGACCUUUUCAGUCUUUGGGUACAUAGCAGAGGUUGGUGAGCCUGUAGCCCUUCAGCUGGACUAGUCGCCUUCCCAGUUGGUAGUAACCUGCCCAGUGGGUCUGUGGCACCAUUCACAUAACAAAAGCUACCAUGGAAAUGUAACUUUUUCUUCUUCUUUCUAAAGUAGGGGGCCCAUAGCUUGGCUUUUGAAAAACAAGGGGUCUAACUGGGGACUUAGCUAACUGGGGACCACUGCACUAGAGGGCAUGACUCUUUUUUUGGAAGAGUCAACAACAACAACAAUUUUAUUUACCGUAUAUCCCACCCAUCUGGUUGGGUUGCCACCCACUCUGGGCGGCUUCCAGCACAUAUAAAAACAUGAUAGAACACCAAACAUACUAUAAGAUUCAAAUCCCAGACUGACCCUGUUUAGGGAGAUGCCUUUGCUUAUACAGUGGUACCUUGGGUUAAGAACUUAAUUCGUUCUGGAGGUCCGUUCUUAACCUGAAACUGUUCUUAACCAGAAGCACCACUUUAGCUAAUGGGGCCUCCUGCUGCUGCCGCGCUGCCGGAGCACAAUUUCUCUUCUCAUCCUGAAGCAAAGUUCUUAACCCGAGGUACUAUUUCUAGGUUAGCGGAGUCUGUAACCUGAAGCGGUCUGUAACCUGAAGCGUAUGUAACCCAAGGUACCACUGUACUAUUAUAUAUGUGGGAAUUAGCCAAGGGGCUUGCUUAGUAUGAGGCAUAGUGGGGAUUUCUGAUACAAACAGAAUCUGGACCUUUGCCUGAUCAUACAAGGCAAUCAGUUUGUUUUUAUAGGCUUAGGUGUUCUCCCCGCCCGCCCCCCAAAGAAAAUACCUCAGUGAAAGGCUUGUCUGCUACAGAACUGUGCCACAGAUAGAGCUGGUGUGUGUAGUGCUUAGAGCUCUGAGUUACUAAUGCAAGCUGAACUCAUAAUUUGGUCCCUUCCCUCCCUUAUGGUUAGCUGGCAUAGAUAGCCAGUACCUGCAGUGAGGUGGUGAUGGUGCCACUUUUGUCACUGCUGUUGUAUAAACCAGCAGGCUUUGAAAAUCAAGGAGGGGAAGAUUUAAGCCCCUACUCAUGCCAUGGCUCUACAGUUUGACUUCUGAUGGAAAAAUCCAAGAAAAAAGCAGAAUUAUCUUUUAAUGAACAUUUCUGCUAAAUAGAUCCGGGAUCCUAAAUGGAACACCAAAAGUGGAAAGAAAAGAUGUUCCCCAUCAUCGUAGUUUGUAAUCUCAGCCUUCAGCAGUCACAUCUGUCAAUUCUCCAAUUUGUUUUGUUGCCAGAGUAACUAAGGUAUUCUAAUGCCAACUUGCACGGUGUUACAUCUGGGCUUUCUAACAGCUCGAGGUUUUUUGUUGUUGUUUUUUAAAAAAAUUGGUUUAAAAUUUAAAAUGUUAAAUCCAGUUUGAAGUGUUGCUAACGUGCUGAGAGCUUUGCAAAGAGCUCUCGUUGGGUCUGGCAGCUGGGGUUGGGCAAAGCUUUAACUGGAAUUCGUUUGACAAGUUCUUUUCUUUGAUUAAGCAAGCUCAGUUAGGGGAAAUGAAGCUGUGCUAUUCAAUAUCACCUAGGGAACUUUGGCAAAAGUGAAUGCUUAAAACAUAGGUCAGAUCAUUGGAUCAGGAAUCGGGGAGGAUUGAAUGCAGGUGCCCACAUGCACGCCACCUCAAUAUAGCAGCGUUGUGCCCUUUCCAGUUUGAUACGAUGCCUGAGCAAUGUGAUGGAUUUAUAUUUAUUAUGAUUUAAUGUUUUUAAACGAGUCACAUUCCUGUGCCGAAAAAGCAGUGCCUGCAGCAACAUGCAAAACCAUUCUCUCUCUCGGGGUUCAGUGUGAGAUAAUAACAUAUUCAAAACUGAUAGCUCAAAUACAGAAUUUAAAACGAGGAUCUUUGCAACAGCAAAUUUAAGCCAGGUGAAACUCUCAUCUCAUGCCCUGGCCUGAGACAAAAUUCAGGAUUUCUAAAAUCAUUAUUCUGAAGAAACAUGAGCUAGGGUGGGUAUUGCACAUGGGUUUUUGCCCUUCUGUGGUUGACAGAACUUCCCUUAUUCUAGACUCCUAAGUUCAUGAAUGCUGAGGUGAAUGCACACUCUCCAUGCUUCAAUUUGGUAUGGCCACACGCAUGACCCUAAUCCUGAUUUUAUCUGUGUUUAUCACAGUCUCUGUGUGUGUUUGCAUACCCUCCAGCAUUUCUCCACUGACAACAGUGAUGUCCUAUUCCAUAAUAAUAUUACUUUUAUUAUUUAUACUUCACCCAUCUGAGUGGGUUGCCCCAGCAUAUAUAGAAACAUAAUAAAACGUUAAAAAAACUUCCCUAUACAGGGCUGCCUUCAGAUGUCUUCUAAAGGUUGCAUAGUUAUUUAUCUCCUUAGCUCAGGGGUCGCAUAACUCCAUACCCUCCGACAUUUCUCCGAUGAAAAUAGUGACAAUAGCAGGACAUUCCAGGAUCAAAUCAGAAACCGGGACGGCUUCUGUAAAUCCAGAACUGUCCCUGGAAAAUAAGGACACUUGGAAGGUCUGUGAUUGGGACUGAAUGCAGAGACUCACCAUAGAUUUCUAAACUUGUCCAACAUGUUGACCACAUUAAACCAACAAGCACUGUCUCUUUCACGCCACUGACAUUUAUAUUAUUGGUAGCAGCCUGUGCCACAGAUUCCCCACAGUUGUCUGUGCUUUAAAACUACAUGCUACAGAUAAGGUGGAGUGUCGGGGUGCAAUUGUUAAACUGUGCUUUGCUCUGCCUUCAGAAGUGCAGAAGGCUGUUGAGAAGGAUGUCGCCGAGUGUCAAGGACAACAUGAAGAACCUGUUUCUUCUUCUCCUGGCGGCCUUUGGACUUUGCUGGACCCAAUACAAGACCAAUCCGAAGCCUGUAAGGACAUCUAUUGUCCACCUCUUUGAGUGGCGCUGGAUUGACAUUGCUCUUGAAUGUGAACGUUACUUAGCCCCAAAUGGAUUUGCAGGUGUCCAGGUUAGUACUCUCUCUUGUUUGCUGAAGGCAAAAUAACUAUCUGGUAGAUUCUGGAUGAGUUUCUACCAUCCAGUUCAUAGCACCCAGUUAAUACACUCAUAGUCUUCUCACCAUGCAUAUAUGAGAUGGAUGGUCCACUGAUAAACCCACGUUUGUCUGGGCCUCACCUCGCAAAGAAUAUUGUGGAGCUGGAAAAGGUUGAGGAAAAUGGCGUCUCAUAUGGCUACUGUGCUGGAGUUUCUUCGCUUAGAACAAAGGAGGAUGUGACAGAGCUAGAUAAAAUGAUGCCUGAUUUGGAGAAAAUGAAUAGGGAGAAGGUUAUCUCUUCUAUCGUAAUAAUAGAACUUGCAGCUAUCCAAUGAAUGUUAGAAAUACUAGAAUCUGGGGCCAUGUUUGAAGGUUCAGGUCAGACAAAAGACCGUCUUUCUUCACAUAACAUGUAGUGUGUAGUUUGACAAAUUCAUGCCUAUGAAGGUUAUCUUCUACCUCCACUGUUGGAUUUAAUGUAAUAUUUUUCUUCCCCCUUAAAGAGGGGAAGAAUCACACAAAUUGGUCUUCUCCGCCUAUAGACCAAGUCAUGGAGUGACUGACUUACACAAUACCUAAAUAUGCCUAAUGGGGAGGAGUUUAUUUGCCUGCUCUGUCCACUAUAAAGCAACAAUUCCCAGCAGGUGAAUUGUGUGAACUUGCCCUCAGUUUACCAGAAUACCAUUUAUUGAGGAUUUGCACUAGGUUAAAUAUUAAUAGAGUUUAGAAAAAGAAGUCCUAGUCAAUGAACUUUAGUUGCAGGGUUUGUGAAUCCUCUGUACUGAGAUAGUAACAAAAACUGUCUCACUAAAGGCUGGACCAGGAUAUGUUAUACUGUACAAAUCGAGACACUUGACACAUAUUUAAGAGCUAGCAUGUGGGACUCAGGCAUCAAGUUUGCCGGGGCUGACCAGUCAGAUCCCUGUCCUACUUCACAGGGUUGUUUUGAGGAUAAAAUUGCUGUGGAGGUUGGAGAACCUUAUAUACCACUGCAAACUUCUUGGAAAACUGCUGCUGUAAAAUGGAACGGAUGAAUAACUUUUUAUAUAUAUAUUAAAAAUCCUUUUAAUCAUUUAUUCUGGUUCUGCGGAAUAAAUGAUAAAAGAGCUAGGCAGGCUACUGAAACUCUGCGCCCUAAGAACUGGAAAUCCCACUCAGCAAAUCCUCUCCCAUCACGACUUCUAAGAUAUUGCAAGUACCAGCUGCAUGCCUUUAAAACUGCCUUUGCAAUCACAAGAGCUAGAAAUUAGCUUUUGAAAGUAAAGCUUUUGCCAAACCAGAAUAAGGCAGGCAUAGGCAAACUCAGCCCUCCAGAUGUUUUGGGACUACAGCUCCCAUCAUCCCUAGCUAACAGGACCAGUGGUCAGGGAUGAUGGGAGUUGUAGUCCCAAAACAUCUGGAGGGCCGAGUUUGCCUAUGCCUGUCCUAAGGCCAAACCGGAACCUACCUCACGAAUCCCUGCAUCCAAUACUAAUACCUGAGUUUGUGCAGUUGGAUUGUGGGAUGCUUAUUAUCUUGCAAAAUCCCACUUUCUUCCCAUAUCAUAUGAUACAUUUUUUCCCCUUUCGCUUGGGAAGCCAUUUUUCAUGCUCCCCAUCUAUCUGAAAUGUAGCAGUCAGACACUAGAGAGGGGACAUUGUGGUCCAUGGUGCCCAGAUAGUGGAAGUUGAGGCCUGGCCUCCCAGCUUCAGAUGUGAAGAAAAGAUGGUAACAUUAUUCCAGUGAGCUUUCCAAUGGGCCACUUCUGGAUUACAUAAAAUGCUACAUAGCCAAGGUAUUGGCGUUUGAAAUGAACGCAUAUGGAGAAAAGCAUCAUAGCUAUUGUUAUGCAUCAGUUAAGAAUACUUGAAGGUAAUAAAAGUGUAUGACUAAGGGAUGCAGGGUCUGUGAUUCCACAGAAAUUAUCUUGGUGGGGGUAUUACAAACCACACACACACACACACACACACACAGACAGACAGACAUCUACCAAAACUAACCAUCCUUAACAUAAUUGCUAAUGUUUGCACUGCUGUAUUUAUUGUCACAUCCGUCACAUUCUUUAGUUUAAACUAUGAUUUAAAAGGGGCCUAUCUACCUUCAAACAUCAGACUGAUAGGAAGAGUUCAAUUACGUUUUUCUCACCUACUCGCUCACUACAUUUUUUAAUUAUAUAGGUUUCUCCUCCAAAUGAAAACCUUGUCGUUACGAGUCCCUGGAGGCCAUGGUGGGAAAGAUAUCAACCAAUCAGUUACAAGUUAUGUUCGCGUUCUGGAAAUGAAAAUGAAUUUAGAGACAUGGUGACCAGGUGCAACAAUGUCGGAGUAAGUGGCUUUCAGUGGCUAUUUAUUUUUGGACAAUCCUGCUUUUCAACCCAAAGAACGUUGAAGAGCAUAAUAAACCAACAAUCGAUUAAAAUGCUAAGACUGCAAAAUUCUGAGGCAAAAAUAAUGGGAAGCCUUUCCAAGCUGGAAGAUUGGGAAGGCUACAUCCUGAACGCUAAGGACUAGAAACCUGAACAAACAUAGAGAGGUGCUAGAAGAAGCUAAAACAGAUCACUGGAAAUAAGUGGCUUGCUAACUACCAUGCAACUCUGCUCCUUGUAUCUUCCGCAGGUGUAUAUCUAUGUGGACGUUGUAAUCAACCAUAUGUGUGGCUCUGGGGCUGGCUCUGGGAACCGGGGGACUUGUGGCAGUUAUUUCAAUGCAGGGACCCGAGAUUUCCCAGCCGUCCCAUACUCUAGCUUUGAUUUCAAUGACGAGAUAUGCAAAACACCCAGUGGGGAUAUAGAGAAUUACAGUGAUCCUGUUCAGGUAAGCUUUACACUAUUGAUACCUGAUAUCCCUGGCUCUCUUAAGAUGCUGUUGGACAUCAUCUCCCAUCAGCCUCAGCAAUGUGGCCAUUGGUUAAGGCAUCAUGGGAGUUGGAGCCCAGUGACACCUGGAAGACUCCAGCUUCCCCUCUUACAAUAUAGCUAAGCUACCAAUACCAUUUAUUUCCUUCACGGGAUCUUAUUGGGUCUUAGGUUUGAAAUUGUGUUCCAAAUGUAUUUUUUGUUCUUUAAAUGGCCAAUAAUAAUAAUAAUAAUAAUUUAUUUAUACCCCGCCCAUCUGGCUGGGUUUCCCCAGCCACUCUGGGUGUCUUCCAACCGAAUAUUAAAAACAAUACAGUGUCAGACUUUAAAAACUUCCCUAAACAGGGCCGCCUUUAGUUGUCUUUUAAAAGUAAAAUAGUUGCUUAUUGCCUUGACAUCUGCUGGUAGGGCGUUCCACAGGGCAGGUGCCACUACCAAGAAGGCCCUCCUCCUGGUUCCCUGUAACCUCACUUUUCACAGAGAGAGAACCACCAGAAGGCCCUCAGUGCUGGAUGGACUGGAUGAUGGGGGUGGAGAUGAAUAAAUUGGUGGCGUCAGUAGAUCCUAAGAGCUUUUGUUCAGGACGGGUGUUGGGCAGCUGUCACAAAUACUUUGGUUAUUGUGUGUUUAUGCUUUGGCCGCUGAACCAAUGGCGGUUUUCCCCACACGCACAGGUUCGCAACUGUCGCCUGUCUGGUCUCGUCGACCUCACGCAAAGGAGGGAUGACGUGCGUUCAAAAAUGGCCGACUACCUCAACCACCUGAUUGAUAUUGGUGUAGCGGGGUUCCGAAUCGAUGCUUCCAAGCACAUGUGGCCUGAGGACAUCGCUGCUAUUUUAAGCAAAGCACAUGACCUCAACACACGGUGGUUUGCCAAAGGUUCACGGCCUUUUGUCUAUCAGGAGGUAAGUAACAGGGAUUCUAAGCAUUUUGUCUAGCACUUUCCAGUGUUCAAACUGUUCUGCAUGCCGUACUUACUUAUGUGUCAGGCUUCGGGGAAUCGGCUUCCUCCCCCCAUGGCAGUAGAUAAGAAGAUCAAAGAAAGGAACAUCUUACCAGUCAGAAACUUUAAUAAUCACAGCGAGAGAACAACAAUAAAUUUAAUAAUCGCAGCGAGAGAAGAUAUCUCCUAGAAAUGGUGGUGUUUCCAAUUAAGGAUUACACCCCCUUCCAUUCCUAUGAAUCUACGUAACUCCUACAUCUUGUAAUCUGAGCUUGUACGCUCUGUGCUUUCCGUUCUGCCACUUUCUGAGCUCUUCUUGACCUUGGGCUGAGCAGAGGAAUUCUGUCCAGAGACCGUGAAUCUGUUAACCCUCUCCCUUCCAGUGUUUCUUCUCCUAGCUGUUCCCCAUCCAGUAUUUCCCAGCUUCUGCCUUCUGAACUAGGCCCCUCUGCAAACCACUGUUCCAAAUCUAUACUGUCCUCCUGCUCCUGGGAAGAGGCAGGAGCAGGGGGAGGGGGUGGCUCCCACCAUUCCUCCUCAGUGCAGCCCUCCUCAACAUGGUCCCUGACAUCACACAUUCUCUCCCUGGGGGGCUCUUGGGCUGGCGGCUCCCAGCUCUCCUCCUCAUCCAACCAGGUUCAGACAGGUGGACAGGAAGCACUCCACAAUGCAACAUUUUGCUGGAAGUCUAACUUGUAUGCUCCGAAUGCCAGAUACACAGGCAUCUGUUGUUUGGAACAGAAUGCUAGACCUCAUGGAGCUUUGGUCUUACCCAACAAGGCAAUUAUUUUCUCCAAGUCAACCCUUAAAGGUAAAGGUAAAGGGACCCCUAGCCAUUAGGUCCAGUCGUGACCAACUCUGGGGUUGCAGCGCUCAUCUUACUUUACUGUCCGAGGGAGCCAGUGUACAGCUUCCGGGUCGUGUGGCCAGCAUGACUAAGCUGCUUCUGGCGAACCAGAGCAGCACACAGAAACACUGUUUACCUUCCCGCCGGAGCAGUACCUAUUUAUCUACUUGCACUUUGACGUGCUUUCGAACUGCUAGGUUGGCAGGAGCAGGGACCGAGCAACGGAAGCUCACCCCGUUGUGGGGAUUUGAACCGCCGACCUUCUGGUCGGCAAGUCCUAGACUCUGUGUUUUAACCCACAGCGCCACCCGCGUCCCAAGUCAACCCUUAGAUAUUGCUUAAAAGAAUGGAAGAACUGAUACACUUGGGCACAACUGCUGCUAGUGCAAAUAUUGGGUUGGGAAGGAGUUUGCUGUUCCAUGUGGAGCCCUUUGUAAGAACCGUUAAUUUUAGUGCAUUGCGAUUGGCGGGACUUGAAAGUGCUUCAGGUCAGCUGCUUCACGUCCUGAUAUAUUUCCAUUGUUCACGCUAGUGCCUCGUUUCAAAAGUGUAAGAUGCUAGAGCCCAGAGGAAACCAGCUCCAUAAGGUAAUGGCCAUAAUAGCCAAAACCAUUUCUCUGGUCAUAUUGGAGAUAAGUCGAAAUUGAUACCACUAGAUGUAACACAGUACGUACCACGAGAUAUUUACGUCUUAGUUCAGCUCGCCGACUAUUCCUGUAGUAGCCUACCUUCUCUCAGUGAUGUUGGUUUCUGCAGCAAAUUGAAAUCAAUAUCGUGUAUCCUUUUUCUCUGUGUCUUCCCCCGGCUUUUUCCAGGUAAUUGACUUGGGCGGUGAAGCGGUCCACAGCUCUGAAUACUUCAGAAACGGCCGGGUGACUGAGUUUAAAUAUGGCGCAGAACUCGGGACAGUCCUCCGCAAGUGGAACGGAGAAAAGAUGGCAAAUUUAAAGUAAUUUGCUUUAGACUCAAUCCAUACCCAGGUGCCCAUGCACUGAGGGUGGGGCCCCCUGCAUGCAGAUGGAAGCCAAACACUGCAGAUGUCUGUCCCCCAUUGCUAGCGCAAUAAUACAAUCAUGGCCUACAACGGGAGUGGGGUUUGUAUAUGAAACUCCACAGGUGUGCUUUUCAGCCUAUAUUCGGAAGGACAGGAUUAUUCAUUCCCCCCCCACACACACCUUUUUAAAAAAAUAAAAAUGCAAAAAUGUGUAGUGGUUCCCUGACUGGAAUUUCUUCCCCCUGGAAACCCAAAUGGAUCCAACACUUUUGGCAUUUUGGUCCAUUUGCCCAAGAGGUUAUGGAGCAUUAGCUGCCACUGCAAUUCUGAGUAUUUUAUUACCUGUUUUAUGACAGAUACUGGGUGCUUUUAUAACCCCAAUCCUUACCUGGCUUUACUGGCUGUCAGUUAGUUUCCAGGUCCAAUUCAAAGUGCUGGUGUUGACCUAUAAAUUCUUAGGCAGCUCAGGACCUCAAUAACGUAAAAACCACUUCUCUCCAUAAGAACCAACCCAGACUCUGUACUUGUCACCUGAGGCCCUUCUCGAUGUUCCCCCUCCCUGAGAGGUCCAGACUCCUGACCAGUCGUGACCGACUCUGGGGUUUCGGCGCUCAUCUCGCUUUAUUGGCCGAGGGAGCCGGCGUACAGCUUCCGGGUCAUGUGGCCAGCAUGACUAAGCCACUUCUGGCGAACCAGAGCAGUGCACGGAAAUGCCCUUUACCUUCCCGCCGGAGUGGUACCUAUUUAUCUACUUGCACUUCGACGUGCUUUCGUAUAGAAUACAGCAAAACGUACAAAACCAUGUAAAAGGAUCAAAUUGAGAAACAAGGACACCAACAAGAAAUAAUAAAAUUAUUUCUAAAAACUGUCUCUGAACAUAAGAAUUGGCCUUUUCUGUGGUGGUUCCUCGACUGUGGAAUGCUCUCCCCAGAGAAGUCUUUAGGUGCCAAGCAAACCAUUCCUCUUUUCCAAGGACUUUGCCCAUUAAAUAAUCUAAGGCCUGUUAAAGGUGGGGAUUAUCAGACCAUUAUUAUGAUCAUUUUUUAUUAUGCUAUCUGUCAUCAUGCUUUUUAUUAUGUUAUUAUUAUUAUGCUCUGUAAAAUUUGUUUUAUCUUUUGAUAAAAGGCAGUAUAUAAAUCAAAUUCAUCAUUAUCAUCGUUAUCAUCAUCUUCACCAAACUUCUAAAGCUGUGCUUUUACCUGCUCUUAAGCUGUCUGGAAUGGUUUUUGUUUCAGUUUGGCUGUCACCCCCUCAGAGAUCGUGUAAUGAGCAGUGGGCUAAAAAAAUAUACCUGGUAAAUAAACAGUAGUUUGCACCAAAGUGAAUUGUGAAUAAAGUUUUGAUUAUUUCUUCACAAUUUAGGCGCUGGGGAGAAAACUGGAGUUUGAUGCCUUCUGACAAAGCCAUUGUCUUUGUAGAUAACCACGACAACCAGAGGGGCCAUGGUGCUGGUGGAGCCUCCAUUCUUACUUUCUGGAACCCAAGGUAAGGUUAUUGAGCAACAAUGUUUAUUUCCUGAGGUCUGAAUAUCCAGGCAUGUUGAUAUCAAAAGCAGUUCAGAAGAGAAGGAAUCCUAUUGGUCUGCUGGGUACCCAAUGGUAAAACAACAACAACAAACCUAUGGUUAUGUGAAACAUUCUCAAUAAACACACAAGAAGUAACCGGCUGCACUUUUGCAUAAAUAAGGUAUACUAUUCAUUGUAUCAAAUGGUAGAUUUCAACGGAAGUCUCAUAAAGUUCAACGAAAAAAGCAGAAGACCCAGUGGAUCAGUUCAUUCGCUAGUCAGUUCAUGCAUAAGGUCCGUACAAGUAUAAGUAUCUGUUCCACCUGUCUAUUCAUAGAGUCCAAUAAUCCACAUGAAGGGUUGUUACAGUUCCACAGAAUCCUUUCACAGAGUCUAAGAUAAGGAUUUCCGGUAUAUUAGCCUUGUUUCGCCACUACUAUGCUAUGAGAUCCACUAUCCUGUAACAUUACAUAUGAGCCUGUUCUACUGAUGAAGCCUAGGCUAAUGUGGAUUAUUGGACAUACAUUAAUAUAUAAAAAUUUCUUCCCAUACAUUAAUAUAUAAAAAUGUGUAUAGUCUUAUUAUCCAAAUACUAAUUUCUUUAUCAGUAACCUCAUAUAUUCUAUAUAAAGUCAUUCCAAAUAUCAUUACAUUUAUCCAAAGUAAUUAUUUGUCUAUAAAUUGGAACAUUACUGUGCUGUAUCUAAUCUCUGCUUGAAUGAUCUUCCUAUUGAAGAGAUUUUUGCUGGUCUGACUCAGUGUUUUAAAAAUGUACAUAUUUGGAGAAAGUGGCAGGACUCAGAAUGCCCUCUGGAUGGUGCUAGCAUCAAACAUCCUUGGCUAUUGGCCAUGCUGACUGCAGCUGAUGGGAGUUGGUCUCCAUCAAUGUCUAGAGGGCAGCAUGUUGGCUGCUUCUGCACUUGUACAUAAACUACCUAUAAUGAAUUAUUAGUGUGGUGCAGAAUUCAGGUUUCCUUGGCAGUAUACACAGCAUGAAUGUAAGACACCUGAGAACUGUACUAUCGGGAAUGGGGAGUUGCUUUGGAAGAGAAUAUGAAAUUCUUGGGCCUGCUUAUUUUCUGUACUCUGGUACACUUUUGGCAACUAGGUGCCUCUUAUCCAUUUUUCAGACUCUAUAAGAUGGCAGUUGGGUUUAUGCUUGCUCACCCUUAUGGAUUUACACGAAUAAUGUCAAGUUACAGGUGGCCAAGAGUUAUCCAGCAUGGAAAGGUAACUUUAUUCCGGUUCACAACAGCUAUUUGUUAAUUCCAUAUCAAAGGCGUUCUGUCUUAAGGGAUAGUAUUGACACUUGGAAAACAGGUUUUUUGGCCCCAAAGCCAGAGCAACCGUUGAAAUCUAUGCUUUAAGUUGGCUGUUACCAACUUAGCAGUGUUAUCCUGUGCAUGUCUACACCCAGAAGUAAGAUUUACUGGAUUCAGUGGGACUUACUUUCAGGUAACCGUCAUAGGAUAGCGGUCUUUUGUCUUGAUUAGUUUUGGUGAGAUUUAAGGAGGACUCAUGUUUUUGACUGAGAUCACUGACUGCAAAGCCCUCCUCCCUCCCAUACGAACAUAAUAGACUUAGGCGGGCUUCCACAAUAAAUUUAGCCUGAGGCUGUGCCUCACAACUAUCAGGCCAUCAAACCUAGUAUGCAAGGAUGGGCUAUGUCAGGGACUGGCAGGACGAAGAGGAGUGGUGGGAGACAACAGCCGGGGAACCUUAAGGGAAGCCUGAGAGAAGGUAGGCUCAGAGCCUGGGGAGUGGUGGUGGGACACUGAGGACAGGUCAGAGGAUGAAAGAGGGUGGCAGAAUGGUGGGAGGCUGAAGAAACAACAGGUUUGAGUCAGAGAGAAGAGCCAGAUGCAGAAAGCAGUGCAGACUCAAGACAUGAAGCAGAGAAGGAGGGGCCAGAGGCUGAAUAAGCAGAGCUUGCCUUUCCUACUGUAGUAAGCUCCCCUCCCCCUUGUCUCCAAGGUCCCUGACAUAGUUUAAGGCUGCUGGGGAGACAUCCAGCUAGGGAGGAGACUUAGUGAGAAGUAGAAGGCAAAGACCUUCAGUUCUGGCAACAGUUUCAUAGGGGCCAGUCCUGUUUGUGGGCAUUGCUGCCUGGUACACUGUUUUCUUGAAUGAAGAGCGAACUUUCCUGCCUGUCUCUGCAUCUUGAGUGCUGACCUGCAUCAGAACCAACCCUGACAGACAAGCACAUCAGUGUAGUCCAGUCUCAGAAAAUUUGCUUGCUAUGAAGGUUCACCAGUAUAAUCAAGUAAAUUUGGAAGCCUUGUUGUUGUACUUUAAAUCAGGGCAGAUCUGUCAUAAGUCACAUGGCCCAACUACAACUCCCAUCAUACCUGACUAUUGCCCAUGCUGGUUGGGGCUGAGAACUGGAGGGACACAGGUUAGCUACCCCUGUUCUAAAUGGAGGCCAUGACUACUCAUUUGGGGAAUAAACUAGUCUAUCGUGCUGCCAUGACUUACGACAGACCUGGUCUGGUUUAAGGUACAUCAACCAGCAUGUUGAGACUCACGGCCAGCAAAUUUUAUUCGGCAUGUUAUAGUGUCAUUUCUUGUUGUCUAAUCACUUUAAAUGUCAUCUUCCAUAACUAGGACCUAAAUGACUGGGUUGGACCACCUAGCAACAGUGAUGGAUCAAUUAAACCUGUUACGAUUAACACAAAUGGCACCUGUGGUAACGGCUGGGUCUGCGAACAUCGUUGGAAUCAAAUAAGGUAAUGGAAGCUGCCAGAUGUGUCAUCUGUUCCUGCGGGAGCCUUCUUGAGAUGGAGAAAGCCUGUUUCUCCAGAUGUUUAGGAUUCCAGUGACUUGUGCCGUUUGCAUAAGGAAGUGAUACACGUGUCUUAUUUCUAGGAACAUGGUGACAUUCCGAAAUGUAGUGUACGGCCAACCUAUUACGAGGUGGUGGGAUGAUGACGACAACCAGGUAGCAUUUGGACGUGAUGGCAAAGGAUUCGUUGUGUUUAAUAAUGAUGACAGGUAAUGUUUUUAUGUAGAGAUGAAGGCGUUCAGAAAUUAUGCGUAGCAAGUCAUUUGCCAAAUUUGUAUAGCAGAUUAAUUUUGCUGCUUGUCUUUUGCAUGUCUGCUUGUGCACCCAGGGGAGCAAAUGAUCCAGGAGUACAGAAUGACAAUGUGACCAGAAGCAUAUACAGUGGUACCUCGGGUUACAUACGCUUCAGGUUACAUACGCUUCAGGUUACAGACUCUGCUAACCCAGAAAUAGUGCUUCAGGUUAAGAACUUUGCUUCAGGAUGAGAACAGAAAUUGUGCUCCGGCGGCGCGGCAGCAGCAGGAGGCCCCAUUAACUAAAGGGGUGCUUCAGGUGAAGAACAGUUUCAUGUUAAGAACAGACCUCCGGAAGUACUUAACCUGAGGUACCACUGUAAACUUGAGUAUGUAAAAUGGCAUAAAAAAUUUAAAAUUAUUAUUUUUGUUUUCUUUUGUACAGGGCGUUGUCGGUAACAUUACCAACCGGUCUUCCCCCUGGCACUUAUUGCGAUGUUAUUUCGGGAGGAAAGGAAGGCAACCUCUGCACUGGAACGCAAAUCCGCGUUGCUGCUAAUGGCACUGCUCAUUUUCAACUUAACAGCCAAACUGAAAAUCCAUUCAUUGCAAUUCAUGUCGAAGCCAAGCUGUAAUCCACACUGAAUCUCUUUUUGUUUGUUUUUCUGUCUUAGCUCUUCUAAGCUUUAUGAAGCUAAAUUAAAGUAAAAUGCAAAACCUCAUAAAUUAUCUCUAGAUGAAUAAAAGUCACUUGUGGCUCA
This is a messenger RNA of Podarcis lilfordi (Lilford's wall lizard), 17564 nucleotides long. The record is from the annotation of a GenBank genome assembly. NCBI's taxonomy places the organism in Eukaryota, Metazoa, Chordata, Lepidosauria, Squamata, Lacertidae.